AAUUUCAUGAGCUGUUAUGAUACAAAUAGGCUACACUAAAAACACUUAUUUCCAAUCUUUGCAGUGACUUGAAUAAAUCCGCGUGUGGGCAGCACUGCCGUUUGCAGAUGUAAAUGUUAGUCGGUGGGUGGCGCUAUCUCAUGAUCGAGCUCACUAUAUGGUAACCACAGCAGUGUUUGUGAUCUCAAUUCCUUAGAGCAAUGACAAGUGGGUGGUACUGUAACGGAGAACAAAAAAAGAUGCAGACAUAAUGCAACAACAACCCAAGGAUGAAUAUGAAAAGCUUUUCAUUGUAUCCUAUAUACCUUGCUUGCAAUGAUUUCCUAAGGAAGUUAAAAGUUAAUAAUGGGCAUUAAAAACAACGGCAAUUUACAGAACGGCUCGCGAGGAAUUAUUUAAUUCAAGGACUUUUUGAAUUUCCGUAAACAGAAAUCAAAUAUUCACCUUUAGCAUACUCACCGGAUCACCAAGUUCUCCAAGAACAUAAAGCACGGCACGCGAAAUCUUUUCCAAGUGAAGUCAGCUUUUUUGCGUAAAAAAUAGUUUUUGUUCUUGUUUUUUUUUAAUGAAUGGAAACUUCUUGUGGAUGACGCGUUGAGAUAUUUUAAUUGAACUUGUUCAUUCAGAAUAUGAAGAAUCAAACAGGAUACUGUGAAACAACAGGCAGUGAGCGGUUCAUGAUGACGAACGUUCAAAUGGGUCCCGUGUUCAAGGGUCACGCAGCGCAGAAGGAGCGUCUCCCGCCCGAGGGCGAUUCCCAUGCAGCACCUUGGACAGGGUUCGCGGGCUCCCUUCCGACACCCCUCACUAACUCUCUUCUACGGUCAAAAUGGUCCAAGGAAUCGUUAAAUGAUUACCCCCCUGAAUACAACUCCAUCAAGUCCACUGGGACGAAAAGAGAGACGUCAUUCGACACAGGACAUUUGUGCAAAAAGUGCAUCUCUCAUUUCAAUGUCUUCAAAAGGGAAGCGUUAAAACAAAUAAUUGACGGAAAUCUUUCUACCAAAGAUCCCAAAGUUUUCAUUCAUCUUUAUGAGAGCAUGAAACCACCUGCUAGUACUGUAGAUGCCUGGGGCAAUGUGGACGGAUACUGUGGUGUCUGCUACACUCACUUUAGCCAGCUGAAGCAGGAGGCUAUCCGCACGAUCCUCACCCAGGACCGGGCCAUAUGGGCUCCACCUACCACUGCCAACUUCCCAUCCACAAGCCUGAACUUAGGCUCACAAACGCUCCCCAGAACCUCAAGCCACCGAUCUGUUGUCUCAGACCCCCAUCAGAGGCCCAGCAAUGCAGCACCGGAUUGCUGGAUAAAAGGACAUCAACAUUUGGAGGCUCUGUGGCCCCUGUCUUCAUGCAAAGGAAACAAUUUGAUGUCUCAAAAGUCCUCCCAGAGUCCUUUGCAUGCAGGGAAGGUGAAUGAGAAGGAAAAUGUGACGUCUAGAGCACUAUGCAACUACGGCGCCACACAGCCAACGCGUUCUUCCAGUAUGUCCUCUCUGCUACCUGCAGGAACAAAUGCUGCCUUGUCUUUCUUUGUCAGGGCAGCACAAAAGUUGAAUGUAAUGGUUAGAAGAGCAAGGCACUUCUCAGAGAGCAGUGCUUCCCAACGCAUGACAAACUUCAGUAGUCUUCUGCAGAAAUCUCCUCCUCCAACACCAGCAAGCAUUUUUCAAGCUGCAAGUAAGAGUAAAGAAAACCCUGGGAUGGGGAAGGUCAAAGUGAUGCUGCGAGUGUGUUCAGUUCCUAUGUCUGACCCGUCUCAGUCCUACUCUUUCAAACUGGACUUGCACAAGAAACAGAUCACAGUGCUGAAUCAGAGGCUGACUGCUGGAACUACAGUGUCCUCAAAGACUUUCACCUUUGAUGCUGCCUUUGGCCCUGAUUCAACCCAGGCAGACGUUUGUGAGAACAGCUUGUGUGAAGUGCUCCAGUCUGUGCUUGCAGGAGCUGAUGGUUGCAUCCUAAGCUUUGGACAAACCAAUGUGGGAAUGUCUUACACAAUGAUUGGCCAUGAUAGUUCCACUCAAAGCCUUGGAGUCAUUCCCUGUGCUAUAUCGUGGCUUUUCAAGCUCAUUAACAGGAAGAAAGACAAGACAUGGGCAAACAUCUCAGUUUCCGUGUCAGCUGUAGAGGUCUGUGGGGAAAACAAUGCCAUCAGAGAUUUACUCUCUGAUGUUGACACGGGCAACUGCAAGAUGAACUAUAAACCAGAUGCUUACUUCAGAGAGGACUCCGUCUAUGAAUUCCAGCUUUCCAACCACAGUGUACUAAAUGCUCCAACUCCAGAAAGAGCAGCUUUCCUACUAGAUGCAGCUCUUGCAUCUCGCAGUGGGAUGGUGGACAGUGGAGGGAGACCACCACAUUGUUGUCACAUGUUCUUCACCCUCUAUGUUCGCCAACAGGACAUAGGAAGCAGCACCAAAUACGGGAUGAAUGUGGAUCAAAGCAAGCUGAGCCUGAUUGAUUUAGGGAGCUGUGUGGGGGAAAGGGAAGAAAGCAACUGUGGAGUCUGCCUCGCUGAGCUUGGAAACUUUAUCACAGCCAAUCUUAACAGGCAUAAUAACGCCCCUAAUAGGGGAAGUAGAUUAGCAAUGCUUUUGCAAGACUCUCUGAACAAUGUCAACUGCUCCACCACAAUUAUUGCCCAUAUAUCCACCUUGUCUGAAGACCUUACAGAAAGCCUUUGUACGAUGCAGACUGUGACUCGGAUGCGAAGUCAGAAAAAGAAGAUAAGGAAAUCUUCCUCAAGCUCGCCUGGAGGAAGAAGCUUAGGCAACGAGAGGAAAUUUAAUAAUUCCACUAAGCUAAGAUUCCAAUCUACAGGGACACUGGAUCAAGAUCUCUCCUCUCCUGGUUUCUCGAGUGAUCCAGCAUUUUACCCUGGGAGUGAUAAGUCUUGUGAUACCAUUAGCUCUGUGGAUCCUUCUGGCCUUGUAGAUAAAGAAGUUACAAAUAGAAGCAGAGAGAUUUUGCCUAUUAUUCCAUCUUUACUCAAGAGCAAAUUGGAGUCCAAGAAGCUCUCGCUGAUGAAGUUUUGUGAAAUCUCUCCACCAGUUGCCAAUCGCAUAAAGCAGAUAUCAAAAGAAAAGGCUAAAGAAGAGUCAACACCUACAAUAUUGCAAGAUGAAUCAAAUUUUGAGUGUCUGAAGUGCAACACAUUUGCAGAACUCCAGAAUCGACUGGGAAACAUAGAUGGAACAGAGUUGGAUCAAUGCAAAGAUCAAGAAGUGAACACUAUGAGCAAAUCACCUCACUUAAGCCAAACCGAGAAGCAGUCCAAUUCAUUGGACAUUCAAGCAUCAAACAACAGAGAUUCCAAUAGCACCAGACAAGGAAACUCCUCAAAAACAUUUGUGAUAAUUCACAACAGUGAAGAAAUUCCAAGUACCGCCAAUUGUCCGCCACAGUUAGAUGUCGUCAAACCGAUCGAUCCCAUGCUGUCUAGCCAAUCUCCAGGCAAAUCUAAGCUUUAUAAUAAAAUAAUGAAUGUGAUGCCCACUGCACUAUCUUUGAAAUUGGAAGACCAAAGUAAAAUGAGAUUAUUGGAUGAUUCCACAGUGCAAUCUGAGACACGAAUUUCUCCCAUCGGCAAGAGUUGGCAGAGAUCUACCUCAUCCUCUUCUUUUUCAUCAUCGCUGUCUUCUAGUUUGAGCUCCCCACCGGCUGUUUCUGCCUUUUUGAAUGGAGACAUUACACAUUGUACAGGAAAAAAACAGAGAGAGAUGCGGGCCACCAUCACUGUGACUGUUCAGAAGCCCCUGGAUCUUAAUGGAGAUGAUGAGCUUGUGUAUACCGUGGUUGAGGAGGUAACAAUAAAUGGGGCCACUGAGCAAGGAAAGGCACAAAUAUUAAGUAUUCAUGAGUCACACUCUCUCCAGGCUCUAACGCCAGGAAAUCAGUCUGUCAGGAUUAUCGGCAGCAUAGGUGAAGAACAAACAGCAAAUUAUUAUAGUUCCAACUCUAAUGCACAGACUUCAGAGAAUGAAGUCUCCACGGCCUCAUCAGAUGCAGCUGUAAAACACACAAAAAUCAAUGCACAUAUUGACAAGGUAAGUGACUUCACUGAUUUGAAAAACCUGCCGCAGCAUGAUACUUGGUCUGAGGUGCCCCUGACUGAAGAUGUGAAGGAGAUACCUAAAGGAGCCAUUGUUAAACUUGACCCUCCCUGUGAGGUCUCCAAGUCUAGAAAAUAUGCUUGUGAAAUUAAACCUGAGCAGAGCUGGAUGUGCCUAAACAGCAAGAAAGACGUCAAGGAUGUCCCUCACAUGAAAACAGAACAAAAGAACCAACAUAAUCCAAGAGAAACUUACGAAAAGAAACAGUAUACCAAGACAGACAGUCUUGUGGAAUGGACCAAAGACAAUAUGCCAUCAACAUCAACAAAUGGUCCCAAUCUCAAGAGAAAAGAGACAAAAGAAGAAUCUGGAAUAGCCGGAUGUGCAAUGCUAAACCUGGCUACUGAAACUAAAACCAACACUAAAUCUCAUUUUGAGGAGAGCAGCAAGUUGUUUAAUGUAAAACUGAAAGCAUUAUCCGGCAGGAGCCAAACUUGGGAUCAUAGUAAGAGCAGGCGCUCGACAGGAAGCUUGGAAGGUAAUUCUAGCUCAAGACUUAAAAGCAAAUUCCUUGAAGAGACGGCUUUCAUCGAUAUGGCUCCGAAAGGGCUUUUAGAUGAAGAUUACAUUUCAGGUCAAGCCAGCCCUCUAGGUUUUAAAGAAGACUUUGAGGACUUUGUUAGAUGUCGAGCUAGUCAGAGUCUCGGAAGGGUUCCACAGUUCUUCCCAAUGCAUGAUGCCAAUGAUGCAACCCGGCCAUCUGAAAACGGUCACUCUAAGAGCACAUCAGUUAAUAAAUUCAUGCCCAGUUCAAAGAUCCACAAGAUACCAAUCUUGUCCCCCAAACCAACUAGACACUCAAUCAACAGGAGCUCAAGCUUUUCUCCUAACGGAGCACCUGUCAGCCAAAGCUGCUGGUCAACACUCUCCCUAUCCCGAAGUCAAGACAACAGUGGUUUGAAGUCACCCGGUGCAGUCCGGAAAGGAAGAGCUGAGCUUUUAAGAAGCAGUAGAGACUCGCUUUCUGCUUUUAGUCAAGGUGGGUCUGAUUUAGAUGAAUGUGAGGAACUGGGGACGAUGAAACCUUUCGUUCACGCAUUGCCGUCCCCAUAUAGCCGGAUCACAGCUCCACGGACACCACACCAUUGCAGCGGCCAUGCCAGCGAUACCACCAGUGUUCUCAGUGGAGAGCUGCCUCCUGCCAUGUGUAAAACGGCUUUACUCUAUAACAGGAGCAGUAUGGUCAGUAGCGGCUAUGACAGCAUGCUUAGAGACAGUGAAGCUACAAUCAGCAGCAGUUCAACGCACAACUCCAUAAGUGAUCAGAGCUGCUCGCUCGGUGCUGCUAAAGGCAUGAGAAGUACCAAGAAAAGAACCAACAUAGGGUCCAGUCUAAGACGUCCAUCCCAAGAAAACCUCCUGUCGCUGAAGAGAUCCGUCAGUGGGCCUAAAACGCACCGGGUGGAUCGGGGUGGUUCCGACUCUUAUGAAAUUAAAGUCUAUGAGAUUGAUAAUGUAGAUGGCGUACAGAAGAGAGGUGGGGCAGGGAACAAGGGUAUAGUCCUCUUUAGUGCAAAGCUGAAAUUCCUGGAGCAUCGACAGCAGAGAAUAGCAGAGGUGAGGCUCAAGUAUAAUGCUCUCAGGCGAGAGUUGGAACAUACCAAGCAUCAUCUGAUGUUGGACCCUGGAAAAUGGACCCGCAAAUUUGACUUAUGGCAAACGUUUGAGGUAGACUCCCUGGAGCACUUAGAGGCUUUGGAGCAAGUCACUCAGCGGCUAGAGCGUCAUGUUAACCUCUGUAAAGCGCAUGUCUUGAUGGUCACCAGCUUUGACGUUACACCCAAGUGCAGACAAAAGUUGCGGCAUCGGCCCACGGUAGAUCAUGCAGCGUUCGUAGGAAUAUAGCAUGUCAAGAUCUUACAUGAUCACUUUUACCUGUUAUGCAAUAUAUUAUAUGAUAUGCGUGUAAAUUUACGGAGCCACUUGGGGGACAUUGUGACGGAAAAAAUAGGAAGGGAGGAAGAAUAUUCUUGUGGUCUCUACCCCAAGAAACUUCAUUCCCACAAAAUUUUGCUAGCAAAUGCAAAGUUUCUAGGGGGAAUACAAAAGGAUUGAAAUAUAAUUUUUUCUUCCUUCUCAUUUUAUUUACCUUCAUGUCACUCGAGGGGCUCCUUACAAAUCCUCUAACCAUCUGAAAAUGCAGUGAUGCUGAUCAUGCUUUACUUGAAAUCUAAUUUGCUGUCAAUGUUUGUAUGGUUAGCUUUAGCAUUGAGAAGAUCAAAACAACAUAAUGGAUUGCAGAAUACUGUCUGAACUUGGAAGCACUGUUAAGGGCUUUUCUGACUUGAAAUUGUUAACCCAGGGUAGUUUUCUUUUUCACUGCUCAAAUUUUAAUUCUGGAUAGUCAGGGUUCAAGAUUUCACUUUGCACAUUUGUAAAUCCUUUGUAAAUGAUGUUCUUAUGCAUAUUUAACACAAGUAGGCUAUAGCAUGCAAUGAGCAUGUGAGCUAUAUAACUGCUUGUCCAUCUGUAAAAAAUGUUUAACAUUUAAUCUGUAUCUUUCUCAAGCAUUAUUUUGUUUGCAAUUUAUCUAUUGUUAAACAACAUUCUAGCACCUUAUUGUUUUACACAGUAUUGGGCUUCAUUUUGCAAAUUUAAACCUAUUCCUUUUCAAAAUGACUGGUGUGAAAUAAAAAAUAAUUAAGCCAGGGUUACAAAAAUGUCCUUUAUUUGGGGAUACAGUUUCCUCAAUAAAAGCAACUUUUACUGAGAGUCACCUUCAAGGUGAUAAAAACACUGUAAAGAAGUCAUUUUUAACACCAAGUGUAUAUUUUGUUGCUCUAAGAGCACAUCAUUUGCAAGUCAAUUUUAUUGUAAAUUUAUUGUAGAUGCCUUUGAUCCUUACUUGUUUGCGCUAAUAAAAGGUUAUUAUGCA
This is a messenger RNA of Cyprinus carpio (common carp), 6990 nucleotides long. RefSeq names its product kinesin-like protein KIF26B. Gene Ontology annotation, biological process: microtubule-based movement. Gene Ontology annotation, molecular function: microtubule motor activity; ATP binding; microtubule binding. The record is from RefSeq and is a predicted model, not a curated record. NCBI's taxonomy places the organism in Eukaryota, Metazoa, Chordata, Actinopteri, Cypriniformes, Cyprinidae. Bases 630 to 5960 code for a protein of 1776 amino acids. The transcript has 15 exons.